AUGCCUCGUAUGGCAGAUCUCGCUCUCCAUGACUCCCCCGCCUACCAGCGCUACCUGGAAGGCGAACCAGAGAACCCGGGAACUGUCAAACGCUGGUCUGGUCUGAGACCUUUCGAACGGGAUGAGCAGGGGAGAAUUAUUCUUCCCCUGGGUGAGCGGUUCUGUCGCAUGCCUCACCGUGGAGGCGAUGGCAUCCAGCUCUGUAGCAAGGUGCACAUUCGCCUGGCGCACAAGGAGGUGAUUGCGCCCGCUCACAAGGGCGCCAGUCCCCAAGCUGAGAUUGACGACGCGAGCAAUUACUACACUCUCCUUGUUGCUCGACUUACUGGCGCCGAUGAUGGUGAGAGUGAAAUCAUCACCCCUCGCAAGGCCAGUGGUGAAAAUGAAGUUGUUUAA
This is a messenger RNA of Fusarium keratoplasticum, 396 nucleotides long. RefSeq lists its product as uncharacterized. NCBI's taxonomy places the organism in Eukaryota, Fungi, Ascomycota, Sordariomycetes, Hypocreales, Nectriaceae. The transcript has 4 exons. Bases 1 to 396 code for a protein of 131 amino acids. The record is from RefSeq and is a predicted model, not a curated record.